Paramuricea clavata is the source of this 1907-nucleotide messenger RNA. The record is from the annotation of a GenBank genome assembly. Lineage: Eukaryota; Metazoa; Cnidaria; Anthozoa; Malacalcyonacea; Plexauridae.
GCGUAUAAAAGAAUGAAUUUCGAUGAGUGCAAAACAGUCAAGUCAGUCGUAAAAAGACAAGCAGACACAAGCUUCUUUAAAGUACCUAGAACAAGCAAGAAGUAAUUCCACAGGUAUGUAGCAAAAGUCUAAGACAUUUGUACAUAUAUGUUAGAGGCCAAGGAGUUUUUUUAAUUAACUGACAGAGUGCCGCAUGCCCAAGGCUUUCACAGUUGAAUAAGACCCGAUACCUGCGGCCUAUAUUUAAUUUGUUAUAUGCUCGGUAGGCCGUAUUUUUCGGAGGUUUUCUUUAUACCUACGAUUAGAUCGAUUUGUUAAAUGAAAUUGCCUUAUACAGUUUGUGGAAUCGUAUUCAGUCAGGUCAAAAUGCGUUGUUUAAAACUUUUGACGAAAUAUGCUCACGAUUUUCGCACGUGUAAUUGUACAAUAUAAUUCUUGGCAAUGAUUUAAAUCGUAUACAUAGUAUACAUAAUACAUACGAAAAUUUUAUUUCGCCGUGCGGCGUAUUUUGCGGGCUAAAAUAGUCCACAGUUCGCUUGUCUUAACAAAUGAAACUAGCCUUUUUUAUACCAAACUAUCACUUCAUAAAUUGUGUAAACUAUUUCCUUCUUUUGUCUUUUGAGAACGGUUUAGUUUAUUUUUCUCCGUUAAGCCUGCCGCACACGAGAGCUAUCUGCUGAGCAAAAAGUUACUCGUGCCUGUUAGCUCAGCUGAUAGCUCACCGAUCAAACAUGUUUGAUACGUGAGAAAAGGUUGCAUGAGGCAAAAAACUCAGUAAAAUGUACGCGCACACGGUGAGCUAUCGGCUGAGCUAACAGGCACGAGUAACUUUUUGCUCAGCACAUAGCUCUCGUGUGCGGCAGGCUUUAGGCCCGUUUCAUACGCCGUACUUCACAUGUGCCGAAUACAUUAAAGACAAUAGGUAAUGAGCUGAAAUGCCUCAUUAUCUAUUGUUUUUAAUGUAUUCGGUACAUGUGAAGCACGACGUAUGAAACGGGCCUUAAUUAAUACAACGAAAUAACCAUGUAUAUGUAGAUCGUGAAGACGACAUUGCAAUUAUUCUAUUAUUUACCGUUUAUUUGUUAUCGUUUAUACUGUAAACGCCCUCUAAAGUUAUUAUAAUAGUAAUACAGUUGAUGUUCUUCGGCAUAAAUAUGUUUUGGCCCUUGUCAAAACUCAUGACAGAGUCUGGCCAAAACAUAUUUAUGUCCGCGAACAUCUGAAACAACGCGUGCUCGCUUUCUUUCUGUGUAGCUGAAAUUCACGAUGGUUUCCAAAGUGUUGGUGAUGAUUUUAUUCAUGGUAGCAAUUGACGAAGCCAUUGGUGCCUGGCCCUGUUCUACCAACUGCUGGCACAAAGAUUGGAAAAAACGGGACUCGGAAUCACGGCGAUCAGGAAUGUACCAUAAGAGGUGCUCGUACAUUCAUUACUGGCGAUACAAAAGCAUUCGUUGGAAAGAUGGACGUUGUUAUUGCUAUGGACCACCAAGGUGUGUUAGAGCGCCAGUCGUCACAUGCGCAAGCAACUGCUGGCACAACGAUUGGAAUAAGCGAGAUCAACGAGCAAGAGCUGCCGGACAGUACAACAAACGAUGUUCUUACGGAUAUCACUGGGGUGGACGGUGUUAUUGCUUUGGAUCGCCAAUUUGUUAAACUGAGCCAAGAACUAUCAAUUAGAACUUGAUUGAUUUGAGAACUAAAUUAUAUGUCGUGUAACUAUAACUGCACGAGGCCUUAUUUCUAGGGUGAUCGCUCGUUCAACUGAUUUAAAUGACAAAUCACAAUGAAAUAAAUACUUCUAAAAAAAUCUACAUAUGUUGUUUUGUAUUUAAUGAACGCAAUGGCAUCGCCGUAGUGUCUCAAGACAACUGCAUAUUACAGGAAUCGAACCUAAACGCAGAGGCGAA